Messenger RNA from Fomitopsis serialis, 984 nucleotides. RefSeq lists its product as uncharacterized. Gene Ontology annotation, molecular function: FMN binding. The record is from RefSeq and is a predicted model, not a curated record. The coding region runs from base 13 to 819 and encodes 268 amino acids. Lineage: Eukaryota; Fungi; Basidiomycota; Agaricomycetes; Polyporales; Fomitopsidaceae. The transcript has 7 exons.
CACACCGCAGAUAUGGCUGCCGAUAUCCCACCGUUCAACAGCUCGUUCGCGUACCAGAGUACGCUUUCGCCGAACCCGCAGUGGACCUACGGUCAGAAGAUCGCAGACACGCCGGCAGGUAAGGCAUGGAUAGAAGGAGAGAAGGCUGGCUGGAAGGUGGUGGACACCGCGAAGGAGGACAAGCUGAAGCUGUAUACGCUCAUGAUCAGCGGGAUCGUCCCUCGCCCGAUCGCAUUCGUAUCAACGUUGUCAGAGAGUGGGGCUGAGAAUCUCGCACCGUUCAGUUGGUUUAAUAUGGUCACAUCCAGUCCACCCCUCGUCUCGAUCUGCUGCAGCAACGGCCCGCAGCGCGUCAAGGACACAACGAGCAACAUCAAGGCCACCAAGGGCUUCACUGUGAACAUCAUCAGCGAACCGUUCGUCGAGGCUGCGAACGUCGCAUCCGUAGACGCGCCUGAGGGCGUGAGCGAAUGGCCGAUCAGCGGUCUCACCAAGGAAAAGAGUAUUCACGUCAAGCCCGCACGCGUCAAGGAGAGCGCGUUCAGCAUGGAAUGCGAGCUCUUCCAAGUUAUCGACAUCGUCGACCCGGAAUCCGGCGCGAACACGACGACGAUGAUUCUCGGACAUGUCAAAUACAUCCAUGUGCGCAACAACGUGCUGGACGAGCGCGGGAACGUCGAUCCAGCAAAAUUCAAGCCCGUCGGGCGCCUGGGCGACAUCUCGUACUCGCGCGUCGGUGAUGGGUUCCGGAUCGCGAGGCCGGUAUGGGCUAAUGAGCAGGGUGCGAUCGAGAAAGCAAUCGAGAAGCGCAAUGAAUGACUUGUAGAAGGUAGCAAAUUGUAAGAGGUUGCACGUAGCGAACUAUUGCACGAUGCAAGCGGCCUCUUUGGGAUUUAUGCGUAUACGCUGGACCAUGUGAACGAGUAGCGUCAUGCUGCUCCAAGUUCCAUCAGCCAGCAUUUUGCGCGAAAGCGGGUAUCGGCU